CGCGCUUACAGCUCUUCGAUGGAGGAGGUGGUAGCCAUGUUGUAGCAGGGAGAACAGUGCGUAAACAAACCGUGGACGUCUUACCAACAAUUAGUUGGUCUUAAUCGACGCAAAGUUUGUUCAACGCGUCAGUUUUGUUGUCUAGUAACUCUUCUAAGUUUUAGGAGACACCAUGAGCGGUGGGACGCCUUAUCUUGGCAGCAAAAUCAGCCUAAUUUCGAAGGCCGAGAUUCGCUAUGAAGGAAUCCUGUACACCAUCGACACCGAGAACUCCACCGUCGCUCUAGCGAAAGUUCGUUCUUUUGGCACUGAGGACCGACCCACUGACAGACCCAUCCCUCCCCGAGAUGACACGUUUGAGUACAUCAUCUUCAGAGGCAGUGACAUCAAGGAUCUGACUGUGUGUGAGCCACCAAAACCAACAUGCUCCCUGCCUCAGGACCCUGCUAUUGUCCAGUCGUCCAUGGGCUCCAGUUCUUCUGCUGCCCCUACCCCCUUUCAGUCUGCUGGCUCAUAUGGACUCUUUAACCGUGCUGCAGCUCCUGCCUACAACCAGUUCACCACCAGUCCCCUGGUUUCCCCUCAGUUUGGAGCUGUUAGUAUCGGUCGUUCAAGCCCCAUCCUGGACACUUUAAGCAAGAGUCCCACUCUAGAGCAAGUGCUGCAGACUGCUCCGUCCACCACCACAACCGCCACAGCUCCAGCUCCCGGCUUGGGACGCAGGAGCCCCGCACAGAGCCGCCUGGCCACCUCCAGCACCAAUCACAGCAGCCAGAAAACCCAGAACCAAGAUGGCAUGGACACGCGGAGGGGUGAGACUGUCAGGGGAGGCCGCAGCAGCAGCCAGGGCUGGUCUGCACCCCGAACCAUCACUGCUAUCGAUAGGGCUUCUGCCGCAGGUCUUCCCCACUCUGUCUUUAGUCACUCAGGCACGGAUGUCCAGAAAGUCCCCAAACCAGAGUCUGAACAGACACGAUGUGAAGGCAGGGAUACCAGUAAACGUUCCACAGUCAUUGCAGGUGUGCCAGCUAAUCGGCGUGGUCGAGGGGGAGGACACCGUGGCAGAGGGCGCUUCAACAUGCGCAGAGAUGGACCCAUGAAGUUUGAGAAAGAUUUUGACUUUGAGAGCGCCAAUGCCCAGUUCAACAAGGAUGAGAUUGACAAAGAGUUUCAGAGCAAGUUGAAAUUGAAAGAUGAGAAGUCUGACAAAGUGGUGAAUGGAGAGGAUAAAGGCGACUCUGGGGUGGAAACUCAGAACAGUGAGGGCAACGCCGAAGACGAAUGUGACCCACUUGGCCCCAACUGCUAUUAUGACAAGUCCAAGUCCUUCUUUGACAACAUCUCCUGUGACGACUCCAGGAAAGCAAAUGACAAGUCUGGUGUCUCCGGCUUCCCACAGGACCGGAGGCAGACCUGGGCCGAGGAAAGGAGGAUGAACGCGGAAACGUUCGGCAUCCCCCUGCGCCAGGGCAGAGGUCGUGGAGGUUACCGUGGACGGGGUGGGAUGGGCUACCGUGGCGGUCGGGGCCGUGCUGCUAGCAGAGGGUCCUUUGGGCCUCCGCAAGGCUUCAGAGGAGGUUACAGAGGAAACCACGCUGGCAGAGAGUUCUCAGACUUAUCAGUUUACAGGAAGGACAACAAAGUGGCAGCGUAGCUUCAAAGGAUGACGAUUCUGCAGAACGGAGGAACAGCUUCACAGUGGGAACCAAACAGUUCUGACUGAAACUAAUGAAGACGUCUACUACUUGUCUAUUUGUCACCAGCACUGGUAGACUGCUUGAACGCUACUUACGUUUCCUUUCCCUGGUUGAGACGACAACACAGUUUAUCAGAACAACAUUUAAAAGUACAAAAUAAUUUCCAGGUGGCUUGAAAUAAUGUGUAAAUGUUGUAUUCUAGAGGGAUGUUUUUGUUUUGCCAUGAAUUCUCUGCCUCGCCCUGUAUCUGACUUACUGUGAUGUCACUGACGUAGCUUUAUGGGCGAGGUGGGCUAAGUCGCACUGUUUUCACUUGUAUUUUUCUACAACACUUGCUCUCUGCAGUGUUCUCUCAGUUUCUGCUUGUGUGUAGAUUUGAUGCUGUCGAACCCAUUUCUUCUAAUGCUGAAAGAAAAUUUACAGCUAUUAUAAAUAGGGUUUCAUCUGUUGCUGCUCAAGAAAAAAUGCCCUAAAUUUGGUUGUUCUCCGUUCAAAGGAAACUCCGUAAUCCUAAAGAUUCAUGGAAAGGCAACUGGUGGAUGAAGUGAAUAGAAUCGGUCUACCCUUUCAUUCUAACGGCGUUGGAGCAUGUGUACGGACUCAGAACUAGGAUCUGUCUCAACAAAGUGCAAUUGAGUUUUGUGGUUGUUUGGUUUAACUACAGUGUAACCAACACGGAUUUAAAAGUCAGUGAAAAAUAUAUGAACUGGUUUCAGGUUUCAGCAUGUGGGAGGUUUGAAAUGCCUAAACUACUACAGACUCAUGUAAAAUCUUAGACUAAGGAGAAACGUUCAAUAUAUUUGUCCUUUAAACUUUGCAAAUUCAUGACGUGCAUCUAAAUUGCGCGUUACUGAUCAUCUGUGACACAGUGUCUGUGAAAGCAGACGUCUGCAGGAAGCAGGUUGACUCCAGUCCCAGAUGCUACAAGUGUGACAGAUUUGAUCUAAGCAGUUUGUCUGUAGACGGAUCAUUGAACUCUUUAUUAUUUGGACAUUUGAAAUCCGCUGUAGUUGAUAACUGCACUUUUGUAAGAAGCUGUUUAAGGUAGUAUUCGUCAGGCUAUCAUUUGGCUUCUCUCCACCUGUUACAAACUCCACAUUAAAACCAUCUGACCUUUGCUGACAAA
This is a messenger RNA of Betta splendens (Siamese fighting fish), 2823 nucleotides long. RefSeq names its product LSM14A mRNA processing body assembly factor a (gene lsm14aa). Bases 173 to 1654 code for a protein of 493 amino acids. The transcript has 10 exons. Gene Ontology annotation, biological process: P-body assembly; cytoplasmic stress granule assembly. Gene Ontology annotation, cellular component: P-body. Gene Ontology annotation, molecular function: mRNA binding. NCBI's taxonomy places the organism in Eukaryota, Metazoa, Chordata, Actinopteri, Anabantiformes, Osphronemidae. The record is from RefSeq and is a predicted model, not a curated record.